Messenger RNA from Brenthis ino (lesser marbled fritillary), 1695 nucleotides. NCBI's taxonomy places the organism in Eukaryota, Metazoa, Arthropoda, Insecta, Lepidoptera, Nymphalidae. The record is from the annotation of a GenBank genome assembly.
AUGAAACUGUUAACAAUCUUGCAAAUUUGUCCAAUUGCGUUAUUAUUCGUUAUCCAUCAGGAAAGAGUUUUAGGACAAACGUUGUACCCGUAUGGCGGGACGCCAAUCGCGUACGACAACUAUGGAGACGACGACCUCGGGCUUUUACUAACUGUAUUGCUUUUGGCAACGAGAAACACAAAUGGCAACUGUAAUUGUUGUAAUUGCAAUUAUAGUAGAGGAACUAAAACCAUUCCGGUACCUUUCCCAAUACCCAUACCAACUAACAAUCCUAUCAUUACCAAUCGUUCAUCUGGCUUCGAAUAUUCAGAAGAGGAUGACACUGAUGAGAUACAAGAAGAAUACAAACGGAAUGAAUCGAGCUCAUACGAAGUAUCUUCGAGGAAUGUAACCCUAUCUUAUGUUCCGGUUCCGAUUAUUCACGGACAGAUGGAUACUUUGAUAAACAAUCCAAUAGGAGGACAAAAUCUAAAUCAAGCUCUUACAAGCAAAGCCGGAAUAAAGAGCGCUAAUGAAAAUUUAAUUCAAAAUGACAAUCUCUCAAAAGGCUUUAAUUUUAACAAUAUAGGACAGUACAAUUCACAGCAAUCUCAGCUUUCACCAACCCUACAACAGUCUUUUCCAUUACAACAAAUGCCAAAUGUACAACAAAAUCCGCCAUUGAGUUUAUCACAAAAUUUAACACCACUUGUAAACCAACAACAAAACCAAUUAUCUGAAUUACAAUUGCCCAUUACCUAUCAACCCUUAAAUGUACCCCAAUCUUCAUACUUUCAACAGCCACAAUUAAAAGAUACUUCAGGGUCUGUCUUUCCUGCUAUUCAGCAAGCUUCAGUUCAAUCGGUUAAUCCGCAACCCCUGAUUAGAAAUAAUUACCAACAAAUUCCUAUUGGCUCAAUGAUGCAACAAAUCCCUGUGCAAGUAUCUCAAGCAAUACCAACUCCGAAUUCAUAUAUAUCUACUUAUUCGUCUAUCCUUCCAGUAUCCAACUAUGGCUCUCAAUGUGUGGGUUUUAUCCCUAAUUCAGAAAGUAAUUAUGCUAGGACAUUUGCUGCUGGUCCGAUUUCUGAAACACAAAUUGUUAAAUCUUACCCUGUACAAUACCAAGCGGGAUUACCGACUUCAAAUUUAUCGGUAUUAGGAAGAAAUAUUAUACCUUAUCAAAAUCAAGUUUUUGGUAUAGCUAAUAGCCCACUAGAUAUUCAAAACCCUAUCGCUGCAAAUAAUGAUAUAUUUGAAUCCGAUAAUUUAACAUCUCUUCUUUUGUCUUUACUGCAAACUCCGAAAUCUACAAGCUACCCUCAAUAUUACGGUCGUAAUUCAUACGUGCCCUAUGGGACUUAUAACACAAAUACAGGAUCUAAAUCUACUAGUUUAAAAUCUCUUUUACCGCUUAUUUUUGACUUAAUAAAGGAAAGAAGACAAAAUUGCGGGUGCAAUGACUGUUGUAGAUAUAAUCGAAACAAUAAUUUAAAACAACAAGUAGAGCCUGAAAUCAACGGCAACUAUUCAAGGAAGCGAGAUUACAGUUUAAGAGAUGAAAUGUUCCACGACAACGAUUCCAAUGAAGACAUACCGAGAAUUGCCAGAGAACAUAAGAAGUGCAAAAGUAAAAGUCCUAUUCCUAUCGAAAGCAUGGAAAGUAAUGAAAAUGAUGAAAAAGAUUCAGAUGAAUUCUCUGAAGAACAGGAUAAU